UUAUAAACCUCUAAGGAAAAAGAAAAAAAACCAAAACCCAUCUGAUCUCAAGACUUAAAAUUUAAAUCCUUUAAUCUCUCUUUCAAAAUGGAUUCCUCAGAUGAAUUCUUAACCAUAGAAUUCAUCACCCAAUUUCUAUUGGGAGAUUUCUCAGAUCAUCAAACCCAUUUCCCAACAGAUUCCCCCUUCCUCCACCCAAUCAAAUUGGAAGAUUUCUUCUUCGAUUCCCCAAUUCCGCCGCUACCGCCGCCGCCAGAGAUUUCCGACAACGACACGAAAAAGCCGGGCAAAGUUGUAGACCAAUCGACAACUCCUGAUCCCGACAUGUCGACACAGGCCUGCGGGGCCGAGCUGGCCGCGAAAGUCUCCGUGGUAGAGGCGAGUGGCGGAAAGGCUGGGCGGAGGCAUUUCCGGGGAGUGCGGCGACGGCCAUGGGGGAAAUUCGCGGCGGAGAUUCGUGACCCAACCCGGAAAGGGAGCCGGGUUUGGUUGGGGACUUACGAUAGUGACAUAGACGCGGCUAAGGCUUAUGAUUGUGCGGCGUUCAGGCUGAGAGGGAGGAAAGCCAUUUUGAAUUUUCCAUUGGAGGCCGGAGAACCUGACCCGCCGACGGCGGCUGACCGGAAAAGGGGGAGGGGGCAGAAAUGGAGGAAUAUUUCAAAGGCAUUAAUGGCAACGAACGAGAAGUGAAUGCUAAUAAUUGGUGGAAAAUUAAAUUCAAAACAAUAAUCAGCUAUGAACUAUCUUUGAGAUUGGGUUAAGUUAAAUGUAGUCUUUUUUUUUCUUUUUCCUUUUUAUGGUAUAAUUUCGAGGCUCGAGAUCCAACUUUCAACUUCGAAGUAAUGUCAAACUAAUUAACGUUAAGUUAAGCUCAUCAAUUAAAUUGUAAAACUUAAUUUGCUAGCUAAUUUUAUGUAAAUAUCUGAGUUGUUACUUGUAUUCUAUAGUCUACGACCCAAAUAAGAAAAAGAAAAUAAAAGUGCUUCAAUAGAGGUUUUUACCUCUUGAUCUUUGUUCUUA
Molecule: messenger RNA, 1020 nt
Organism: Cucumis melo (muskmelon)
Lineage: Eukaryota; Viridiplantae; Streptophyta; Magnoliopsida; Cucurbitales; Cucurbitaceae
Product: ethylene-responsive transcription factor ERF106
Exons: 1
Coding region: 88-690 (200 amino acids)
Biological process (GO): regulation of DNA-templated transcription; ethylene-activated signaling pathway
Molecular function (GO): DNA-binding transcription factor activity; DNA binding
Source: RefSeq, a predicted model, not a curated record